AUGUCCGGCCAUUAUGUUCCAAUUAAACCAAUCACAGCUCUGCCCAAUCUGGAUUCAUUUACCACUCGUACCUGCUCAACAGAGUCUACGUUCUACCAAACAUCGCUUACGAUACAUGAGCGCACACUUCUUCUCCAACCACCUUACCAACUCACAUGUUCUAUUGAUGAGCUUCUCAAACCGGCACGUAGAAAACGCUCCAAUCCUCCUCGUUCGCCAAACCCAUGGAUUCAAAAGACGUUAUUUACAAAUUUGUUAAAG
This is a messenger RNA of Paraglomus occultum, 261 nucleotides long. The record is from the annotation of a GenBank genome assembly. Lineage: Eukaryota; Fungi; Glomeromycota; Glomeromycetes; Paraglomerales; Paraglomeraceae.